AUGAGCGCCUCCGCCAGUGUCGCUCGUCGGGCGGCGAUUGUCAACCCUCUCCUGGGCAACGCGCGUGCGCUGUCUAGCCUCGGUGUUUCGUCAGCUGUGCUCGGCCGAAACGCAAGACAUCUUCCUCGACGAGUAAACGCCCUCGCCCUGCUCGUACCCGUCCGUCAUCUGGGUACCGACCACCACAACCACAACCACGGCCAGUCUGGCCCGCCGCCGGGCUUCAAUGUUGAAGCGGCUAAGAAGCCCCUGCCCAAGGAAAGCACCCCGGCGGCCAAGAGCGACUCCAAGGCUACCGCCGACUCCAAAGAUGCGGCUGAGAGCCAGAGCAAGUCUUCCAAGGAUGCCGCAGCAGCAGACAAGGCUGAGUCCGAGUCAUCAUUGUCGGAACUAGCGGCCGCGAAGGGAACCUCUGCUGAUGCCGAAAAGACUGCCAAGGAGAAGAUGACAGUUUGGCAGAAGGUCAAGAAGGAGGCUCACCACUACUGGGAUGGAACGAAAUUGCUUGCGACAGAAGUCAAGAUCAGCACUCGGCUUGCCUUGAAGAUGGCCGCUGGCUACGAACUCAGCCGGAGAGAGAACCGCCAGUUGCAACGUACUGUCCAGGAUCUUGGACGUCUUGUACCUUUCUCAGUCUUCGUCAUUGUCCCUUUCGCCGAGCUUCUGCUCCCUGUCGCUCUCCGCCUGUUCCCCAACAUGCUGCCAAGCACGUAUGAGGGACAAAAGUCAAAAGACGCCAAGGCGACGAUCCUCAGAACGACGCGCAAAGAAGUCAGUCAAUUCUUGCGGUCCAGUCUCAAAGAGACUGGUCUGCCGUUGACUCCGGCAACGACUCAGAGUGAGGCAUUUACCACAUUCUUCCGGAAACUUAGAUCCUCUGGCGAGUCGCCCACCCGUGAGGACAUCAUCAAGGUCUGCAAGAUCUUCAAGGAUGACUUGACUCUGGACAACCUUUCCAGGCCCCAGCUGGUUUCCAUGUGCAGAUACAUGAACCUAAACACCUUCGGUACCGACAACAUGUUGCGAUACCAGGUCCGUCACCGCAUGCGCCAGAUCAAGCGUGACGACAGACAGAUCAGCUACGAGGGCGUUGACAGCCUCAGCGUUGGCGAGCUGCAGAUGGCGUGCGCCAGCCGUGGUAUCCGCACCGCAAGCGUCUCUCCCGCAAGGAUGCGCGAGUACCUCCAGCAGUGGCUCGAUCUGAGAUUGAAGGAUGGCGUUCCCUCCACUUUGCUGGUUCUGAGCAACGCCUACAUGUAUGGCCAGGUGGCUGCUCACAGCCAGAUCGAGGCUCUCGUCGGUGUUCUCUCGUCUAUCCCUGACGAGCUGUUCCACGAGAUCUCCCUCGAGGUGUCAAGUGCUGAGGGUGCUGCUACCAACAAGCAGCGUCUGGAGGUCCUCAAGGAGCAGCAAGAACUCAUCGAUGAGGAGAACAGCCAGAACGAGGAGAACGCGAACUCUGGUUUUGCCACCCCCCGCGAUAUUGACAACAUUGACGAGAAGGAAGAAAGCAGCCAGGCUGCGGAUGCUCAGGCAGCCAGCUCUACCCAGGCCAAGGAGGCUAAGGAGGCCGAGCAGGAGAUGCUUAUUGCCAGAGAUGGAAAGGCGCAGGUUGAGAAGGCGGAGAAGAGCGACAAAUAG
Molecule: messenger RNA, 1641 nt
Organism: Colletotrichum phormii
Lineage: Eukaryota; Fungi; Ascomycota; Sordariomycetes; Glomerellales; Glomerellaceae
Product: LETM1-like protein-domain-containing protein
Exons: 2
Coding region: 1-1641 (546 amino acids)
Biological process (GO): intracellular monoatomic cation homeostasis
Cellular component (GO): mitochondrial inner membrane
Molecular function (GO): ribosome binding
Source: RefSeq, a predicted model, not a curated record